Bactrocera oleae (olive fruit fly) is the source of this 2979-nucleotide messenger RNA. Its product is annotated as deoxycytidylate deaminase. Gene Ontology annotation, cellular component: cytoplasm. Gene Ontology annotation, molecular function: zinc ion binding; hydrolase activity. The record is from RefSeq and is a predicted model, not a curated record. NCBI's taxonomy places the organism in Eukaryota, Metazoa, Arthropoda, Insecta, Diptera, Tephritidae.
ACAGCUGCAUUUUGUUGACAAUCGUGUAGGUCGAAUACUUCGUAACGCGCUGAAAGAAAACAAAAAUUAUUUGCUUUAAUAAGCAAAACUUUAGUAAAACGUCUUUACUUCUUGCAUAAGUGACGUGGCUUUGCAAGAUUAUUACUGCUAUAAAAGUUGCUGCACAAAACGAACGCAUAUUUUUCACUAGAAAUGCUCGACUGAAAUAUUUUUUUGUUAAGCUCUGCUUUUGAUAACUAUAAUAAAAGUUGUGUAUGUAUAUAUGUAUACGACUAUAUACCGUGCCUGUAAAUGUUUUGCGUUUAUUUUGUUUCAUAAGAGUUUAAGAGUAUAACUACUCUUUUCGGCAGUGCUGCAAAAAUAAUUAACAAUAAAAUAUUACAAUUACCCUUUACAAAUAUAAAGCUUCUAUAUAAACAAUUAAUUCCGAUUGUUGAGUAUGUAUAUCAGCUAUAUGCGACAGUGAUCCGAUCUGAAAAAUUUGUUCGGAGAUUGUAGCGUUGCCUUGGACAAUAAUCUGUGCUAAUUUCGUAAAGAUACCUUGUCAAAUAAAGAGUUUUUCAUACGAUAACUUGACCUGUGUGGCAGUAACUGUAUGCUAUAGGGGUCCGUUAUCAGCAGUUCCGACAAAUGAGCAGCUUCUUGAAGAGAAAAGGGCGUAUGCAACAAUUCAAAGCGAUAUCUCAAUAAUUGAGUUCUAGCUCGUAUAUAUACAGUCAGAAAGACGUACACGGCAGACUUAUUACAUUCUGUUUAAAGUAUAAAAAACGAAUUAUAAAAAUAAAAAAAAUACUUUUAAGAAAUUACUGAUGCAAACGCACAUUCACAAACACAUGCAAUGACUGAACAUAACUACGAUGUGACGACCUCACCAAAGUCCACCACCUCGAACAGCUCCAGCAGCAGCAGCGGCGACAGUUGCUGUCGCUUAACUUCGGAUUCUAGCGACGAGUUACAUUCAACCUCUUUUCGUUCAACUUCACCGUUAGAUCAUUAUGCAGACAAAGGUUGCGUAAAUCUUCUAACAGAUAAAACAUUUCACAAUGAAAUCUAUGAACUUGCUGUGAAACGCAAUACAAAUUUGAACAAUAGCAGACAAGAAGCAUGCGUAUUAGAUAAUAAAAAUCGUAUUAUAAGUGUAGGCAAUAAUGAACUUUUAACAGAUCACGAAUUUGUCAUGGCAAUUGCCCUCUUGGCAUCCACACGCAGUGAUGAUCCUAAAACGAAAGUGGGCGCUUGCAUUGUGGAUCGUAAAAAUCGCCUUAUUGGUAUUGGUUACAAUCAUUUUCCACCUAAUUACACGAACGAACCAUAUCCGUGGAGCAAAGAUAAAUGGAAUCACUUAAAUAAUAAACUCACCUAUGUCAUACAUGCUGAAUCGGCAGCCAUAUUCUCUGCACAAUCAGCAGAUUUACGCGACGCCACCAUAUAUUCCACAUUGAUGCCUUGCAAUGAGUGUGCCAAACUGAUUAUACAGUCGGGUAUACGUAAAGUUUUUUAUUUGCAUUCAAAAUUAUUCGAAAAGUGGAUAUAUAAAGCAUCGCGACGCAUGUUGCAUGCAGCCCGUGUCACAUUGCAGAAGUUGGAGUAGUAUACAGCAGUAGUUUUGCGCAUAUUGUGGUAUUUGUAGUUCAAAUAUCUUACCUUUUUGUUUAUAUUUCCAAAUAAGUUACGUGUGUACGCGGCAUAAUGAAAGCGUAUAUGUAUGCUUAAUUCUAUAUAUAUCAUAUAUACAAGUACAAUACAUAAAUUUUAGUUUAUUUUUUUUUUUUACUUAUAUUCCUUCCAUGUGAUUGGUAACGCAAGCUUUCAAUUUUUCUUUAUUAUUUUUCAAAUUAUACAUAUGUAUAUAGACUAUGUAAAAGGACUUCCAAAGAUAAAGGUAAAUUAAGAAGUUUCGUCAUUCGAAAAAAUUUGUAAACGUGUAUUUUUUAAAUAAAUUUUUUACGACGAAUUCAAAACGAUAAAAUGGCUGAAAAAAUUUAUUUUCCUUUAGUACUAUGUUGUUUUUUUAUAAUGAGCUUAUUUAUUUGUAUAUACAUAUAUACAUAUGUAUAUAUGAUAAAAAUUAAGCGCUUUACUACAAACUUUGCCUUGACAUCGUUCACAGCGAAAAAAUUAUUUUCCUUGUUUGAAUAAAAAUAUUGGUUCAUACUGGUUACAUAGACUCGGCUGUUCGGGGAACCGCGCAUGUCACUUCAAAAAUAUACGUUUCCACUUUUGUCGAAACCUACGAAACACAACAUACCGUUGUAUGACUAACUGUAGGUUGUUCUAACAGUAUAAAAUAUUACCAAAAUUAUUUGGUUAAGGUGACAUACAUUGCUCGUAUAUAAAUCGGGGUUCGUUUUGGUUAUGUUGACCUAACUGUCGUGGCUGAAGUAACCGCUACAACAUUAGAGGGAUUUCAUAUCCAGAAAAAUCGCCUUUCCUCUGUUCUGUCUAAAAAAAAUCUGCAUCUCAAUCCAAAAUCAGAAAAGUUUCUACUUAUUGACAAAGUUUUUAACAAAUAUUAUAUUUCUUGCAGGUUCUCUAGGUUUAAGUAUGCUUUCGAAACUAUUUUGCGUUGCCAUAUUUUUUAUAUUUGGACCAAAAAGACGGAAGAAAGCGUUAAAUUUGGUAUUUCUUCUCGUUCAAGUUAUCCUCGGAUAAAGCGCCUUAAAGUGUGCUAAAAAUUUUAUUUAUGCAGUGUUGGCUUGGUUAAGGUUCUCUCAUGUAAUGUUAACAAACAACUGCAUCUACAAAUACUCUGUUGUAGUAUAAUUAUCUUAUUCUCUCUGCUAAUAUUUAUACAGCAUGUUUAUAUGCAUGUGUGUAUGUACAUAUGUAUUUUAGUAUUAGUGUUAAGGUGUUGCUUGUAGUUACUGUCAAUAAAUCAAUAAUUUUUGUAAUAGACUACUCUAAGUAUUAUUUACAUACAUAAAAAAAAAUAUUUUCACAAAUAAAGUUUUUUUUUAUUAAAAGGCACACCUAGUGUGA